Drosophila miranda is the source of this 535-nucleotide messenger RNA. RefSeq lists its product as uncharacterized. NCBI's taxonomy places the organism in Eukaryota, Metazoa, Arthropoda, Insecta, Diptera, Drosophilidae. Bases 187 to 492 code for a protein of 101 amino acids. The transcript has 6 exons. The record is from RefSeq and is a predicted model, not a curated record.
CGGUGGAUCGAUAUUAGAUGAAGCAUAGCUGUGCCGCCAUUUUCGUUCUAGCAUUUCCACGUGCGCCCGGAUGUGGCUUCACUUUUAUUCGACAACUCAAGCAAAAUGGGAUAAAUACCACGAACUUUGGUGAAAUUUUGAACAAUUGACGCCAUGUAAGUGUGCGUACACAAGGCCACGCGGCCGAUGAGACACCUUGGGCAUUCAGCCCAUUUGAGACUCCUCUGGGCAUUGAGGUUAUGUCUAACAAACGGCCCAUGGAGACGACAGUGGGGAAAUUUUUGUAACAAGAUUUCAAACUCUGCUUUGAGGUUAUGGCGUGCAUCUGAUGGCUACUCCAGGCACAUGGUACUUCGUUGUGAAAACCAAACAAGCAAAUAUGUCGGAAUUUUAAAUGACUACCGAAUCUGUAACUGCACCUAUUUUAAAGAUUUUCAUUAUUCUUUAAUGGCUUCAACUGGAUGGCAUUUGCUCAACAGUACUGGGGUUUAAGGCGCAUCAAUUGAAUACAAAAUAAAUCUAAUUAAAUACAAAA